CAAUCCCGUUUUCGGUCGUCGUCCGAUAGCCGCAAUUUGUGGCCGCGGGUACGGAAUGUCGUCGGAGAACAAGUCGCCGCUGCUGGAGCGGGCCCGCAACAUUGUGCCUCACCUCGAGACGGACCGCCACAAGGGCCAGGCCGGACGGAUCGGAAUCGUGGGUGGUUCGCUGGAGUAUACCGGGGCGCCGUACUUUGCGGCGAUCAGCGCGCUAAAGGUGGGCGCGGAUCUGGUGCAUGUGUUCUGUCCGCAGGCCGCCGCUCAAGUGAUCAAAUCGUACAGCCCCGAACUGAUUGUGCAUCCGUUGCUGGACUCCAACAAUGCCAUCAUGCAGAUCGAACCAUGGCUGGAGCGGCUCCAUGUCCUCGUGAUUGGACCCGGGCUUGGGCGGGACCGGCUUAUUCUGCAGACGGUGGCCGAGCUGAUACGGAUCUGCCGGCA
Molecule: messenger RNA, 441 nt
Organism: Anopheles cruzii
Lineage: Eukaryota; Metazoa; Arthropoda; Insecta; Diptera; Culicidae
Product: ATP-dependent (S)-NAD(P)H-hydrate dehydratase
Exons: 1
Biological process (GO): metabolite repair
Molecular function (GO): ATP-dependent NAD(P)H-hydrate dehydratase activity
Source: RefSeq, a predicted model, not a curated record